CUCAGGAGAGGAAGCGAAUACAGCAACAGGCUUUUGAACUUGUGCCGCUACUUACUAUUUACAUGUAAACAAUGCGUGAUGUUAACGGCAGAGUUUUAAUUUUUUAAGCAUGGCUUCUCCAACCUAGACGGCUCCAUGCUGAUAUCACUUUUUAAUGGAAAUAUGUUUUUAAAUCGACCGGUUCUAUUUGGUCUUGUAGCCUACAAAAUAAGCGUUUACAAGAAGACCUCGGUGGAAGGAUCCGGAAUCUCUUUCGUUCCUGCCUCAUCAGUGUGUUAAAUAUAUAGCCUAGUGCCGUUGGUCGGUAUUAUAUUUUCAAGUUCAAAUUUCGGUUCUUGCGCGCCCGGGUUGGACUGUUUCCUGCAGUGAUUCGAUGGGGAUGUUCAAACUUUGAAGAGCGGGAAGGCGACUGAGGCGGAGAGAAACAGCAGGAGAGAGAGCGAAAGACCGUCAGAAGAAACGGCUGGAGAGAGGAAGAGGAGGGGAGGAUCGGAGAGGAGAGGAAGAUGGAGUCUCCCUCCCAGGAUCAGUCGGCAACAGUCGAGGAGCUGGUGGAUGCCUGCAUCAAAGCCUUCGAUGACAAAGGCACUGUGAAGGACCCCACCCAGGUGCGGAUGUUCCUCAUGAUGCACCCCUGGUACCUCCCUUCUACUGACCUCGCCCGAAUGCUGCUGCAGAAAUCCCAGGAAGAGAACUGCACUGCUGAGCACCGCACUAGAAUCUGCCACCUCGUCAAGUACUGGAUCUCAGAGUUCCCGGCUGAGUUUGACCUGAACCUGGAGCUGGCAGAGCAGAUCAAAGGCCUGAAGGACCUGCUCACUCUGGAGGGCAACGAGCGUCAGAGUCGUCUGAUCGACAUCGAGAAUGUGCCCUCGUAUGAGUGGAAACGCCAGGUGACGCAGCGUGUGCCAUCUGUCUCCAAGAAGAGGAAGAUGUCCUUGCUCUUCGAUCACCUGGACUCCUGCGAGCUCGCAGAACACCUCACCUACCUGGAGUACAAGUCCUUCUGCAAGAUCCUGUUCCAGGACUACCACAGCUUUGUGAUGCACGGCUGCACGGUGGACAACCCCAUCCUGGAGCGCUUCAUCACCCUGUUCAACAGCGUGUCCCAGUGGAUCCAGCUCAUGGUGCUGAGCAAGCCCACCGCAGCCCAGAGGGCCACCGUCAUCUCACACUUCAUCCGCGUGGCCCAGAAACUGCUGCAGCUGCAGAACUUUAACACCCUGAUGGCGGUGGUGGGGGGCCUAAGCAACAGCUCCAUUUCCAGGCUCAAAGACACACAGACACACAUCAGCAGCGAGACUAACAAGGUGUUCAACAACCUGACGGAGCUGGUGACGUCCUGCGGGAACUACAGCCAGUACCGCCGGCGCUUCGCCGAGUGCUCGGGCUUCCGCUUCCCCAUCCUGGGCGUCCACCUCAAGGACCUGAUCGCCGUGCACGUGGCGCUGUCGGACUGGGCCGACCCGGCCAAGACCCGGGUCAACCUGGCCAAGACCCAGCAGCUCUACGCCAUCCUGCAGGAGCUGGCCAUCGUCCAGGCCACGGCCCCCAGCGUGGACGCCAACACCGACCUGCUCAACCUGCUCACGGUGUCUUUGGACCAGUACCACACAGAGGAGGAGAUCUACCAGAUGUCUCUACAGAGGGAGCCUCGCAGCUCCAAACCAGCGGCCUCUAGCCCCGCCCCUGGCCCCACCCCUAAGCCCACGAUGAUAGAUGAAUGGGCGUUGUCCGUGAAGCCCAAAGCUGACCCGGCGAUCAUCACCAAACACAUUGAGAAGAUGGUGGAGUCUGUGUUUAAGAACUUUGACACGGACGGGGAUGGACACAUCUCCCAGGAGGAGUUUGAAAUCAUCAGGAACAACUUCCCGUAUCUCAGCAAAUUUGGUGAACUGGACAAAAACCAGUGAGUAGAAAUCACAAGGAUGAUAUGGGGCUUUUACAAGCAAGGAUACAAAUGUAAAGCGUGUGGGGUGAAUUGCCACAAGGCGUGCCGGAAUCGGCUGGCGGUGGAAUGCCGCAAACGGACAAAGAGCAUCAGCCACGAGACUCCGCCCUCUCUCACUGCGCGGUCCUAUAGCUUCCCUCUCCCAGCCAAUGCCCCGCCCAGCCUAAAGGACUCAGUGAUCGAAGAGGAGGAUAUUGAAUCUGUAGAGGAGGGAGUCUUCGAUGUGCACCUAUAACCAGCUACCCUUGGAACUUUAACCAAGGGGAGGACGUUGCACUGAGAACAACAGACUGAGAAGAUGCCUGAACGCUGCCACCCUGUGGGACAAUAUUGCAACUACACUCUAGCGCCUUCCAUUAACUGACCACGGAUCUGGGUUUUGGUGUUUGACUGGAUUGUGCAUGUGUUUAUGAUCUUCAUUUCGGUAUAUUUCUAUAUCUCUAUCCAACAAUAUUGUUUCUCGCUCUUCCUCUCUUUCUAUCCAGCGUAGUCUUCCUCUUGAAUGUUCAGCACCAGUGAAAUGAGAAAAUUAAGUCAGAGUAAGACUGUAGCUUCUCAGGAGGACUAUUAAAUUGAUUGUAAUAACGGUUUUCACAGAAUGGUGCUCCUGAGGUCAGACAGUCUAUCUGCCUUGGUCCUAAUAGUUGUAAUCCUUGUUUAUAGGAUUGCAAUUUGCAUGGCUUCGGUUAUGAAAAGCGGAACCUUUUCUCCUUAGCGGGAACGAGUCCGCUUUGAAGAGGAAGGAACAAUAGAAUAUAAUUUCACAGAAGAUGGCAGCAAUUAAGAAGUCCUGUAUAUAUUAUAAACUUCAUCAGUUAAUGGUUAAUAGUUUCACUGAUUCUACUGCUAAUACUAAUCUGUGUUUUUUUUUAUUUUAUCAGUUUAAUCUUGAUAUUUAUCACCGUGACUGUUGUGGUGCAAUAUGCUAAUGCUUGAAUGUAGUGCCUCAUACUAUUCCCCCCCCCCCCCCCCAGUACUUGGAACACUGUAUUAAUAAUUCAUUUGUGGUGAGGAUUUUGACGGUGUAAUAUUAGUAUAAUACGGUGUACAGUCUCUGUGUUUGGUGUAUUCAGCUGGGCUGGGUGGUCGGAGCAUCUCUAUGUGGCAGUAAUAUCAGUUAUGACUUUGGUGUCGUAGGUGCAUGGACGUGUACGACGGACUGUUUGGCCAGUGCUAGUGACAGAACUCAUUAACCACAAUAAUCGGUGGCCCUACAUCGAGUUGUCAAUCACUUAUUUGAACCAAUCAAUGGCUUUGUUAUGUCUCACAAGGACAGCGUGAUUGGUUCAAAAUAGUGAGUCACCGAUAAUGUGAUUUGGUUUUGGGGUUCUCAGAAGUAUCACUCUGGCUGUGUUCCAAACCGCAUACUAGCAUACUACUCGUACUAGAUCUCAGACUCAUUUUCAUUGGUAUGUUGUAGGAAUAGUACGCUAAGUAUGCGGUUUUGAACACAGUCUCUCUCUUUAUUAGUGAAUGCCAAAUUAGUUCCCCUUGCUGUAAGCUGGGCAUGGAAUAGAUCAAGUCACUUAUUAAUUGGUUGGGUAAAAAAAAUAAAAACAUUGGUGACCCAGUGAUGUUUUUCCCGGCUUUCUAAACUUCCAACCUUGUGCGUGUGUGUUUUAUAAAUGUUCUUAACCAAAUAUACUGAACCUGUACAUGCAGUUUGCCUGUCUGUAUGUACCUUGUCCUUGAAACUCACUCCUUAUGCAUUGUGUUUGUGUGUUUGUGCACACAGAAGUUUUAUAUAUCAGUGAGAUGUUUCGCUUUCGGUCUGAAAUGAAACUCAUUUCAGAAAUGCCAAAUGAAUAAAAAGGAAGGUUAUGAUGAACUCAAAGAA
Messenger RNA from Conger conger (European conger), 3788 nucleotides. Its product is annotated as RAS guanyl-releasing protein 2-like. NCBI's taxonomy places the organism in Eukaryota, Metazoa, Chordata, Actinopteri, Anguilliformes, Congridae. Gene Ontology annotation, molecular function: guanyl-nucleotide exchange factor activity; calcium ion binding. The record is from RefSeq and is a predicted model, not a curated record. The transcript is spliced from 17 exons. Gene Ontology annotation, biological process: positive regulation of GTPase activity; Ras protein signal transduction. Gene Ontology annotation, cellular component: plasma membrane.